AUGCAGAAGUUUGUCGACCUCGCCCACCGAGCGACCGUCACGGGCCUCGCUGGCCUCGGUAUCUGGGGUCUCUGGCUCACUGCCGCCGUGUGGAAGAGCAGGAGAGACGAUCGCGCUAUCCAUGCUGCAGUAGGCCCGCCGGCCAUCGGCUACCAGGAUCCCAACCCGGUCACCAACGACCCCAAGCACGAGCCGGCACGACGGGUAUGA
Molecule: messenger RNA, 210 nt
Organism: Pseudozyma flocculosa PF-1
Lineage: Eukaryota; Fungi; Basidiomycota; Ustilaginomycetes; Ustilaginales; Ustilaginaceae
Exons: 3
Coding region: 1-210 (69 amino acids)
Source: RefSeq, a predicted model, not a curated record